This is a messenger RNA of Lodderomyces beijingensis, 599 nucleotides long. NCBI's taxonomy places the organism in Eukaryota, Fungi, Ascomycota, Pichiomycetes, Serinales, Debaryomycetaceae. The record is from the annotation of a GenBank genome assembly.
AUGUCAUUCUUCAGAGACUUGUUAGAUAACAUCAUCCCAACUGCCUAUGCCGAUGAAGUAUGUUUUGUCUUUCUUUUUUUCUUUCAUUUUUUCUUGCACCACCUACAGGAUAUGCUAUGCCCUCAACGACAAGCAACCAAGAUUUUGGCAGUUUUUACUAACGCAAUUUGAUUUUUUAGAAAGGUUCAGAUACUCAGAACGAGGUGGCAGACGAAGAAGCUCCGGAAGCUAAAGAGACUAUACAGCCAGAAGAAGACCCAGUAGAGGUCACAGAAGAUGCGCCAGCAGAUGAAGAAGGAGAACCAGGUGAACAAGAAGACGACGACGACGACGAUGACGACGAUGACGAUGAAGAUGACGAAGACGAAGAAGAAAACGUCGAUCCACAAGUCAAAUUAACCGAAGAAUGCGUCAAGACCGUAGCAUGUAAACCAUUUGAACACCAUUUCCAUGAAUGUAUAGACAGAGUCACCAAAGAGAUGGAGGAGCCCGACUAUGCUCAUAAAAGUCAUAAGGAAGACUGCGUGGAGGAGUUUUUCCAUUUACAGCAUUGUGUGAAUGACUGUGUUGCACCUAGGUUAUUUAACAAGUUGAAGUAA